AUGCGUUACUCUAUCCUCAACUUGAUGGCCUUGGUCUUCGCCAUUGUGCAUCAAACCGCUGCUACCUGCUACACCAACGACUGCGUGGGAAGACCUGGCGCUGCAUGUGGCUGCAGCUAUGAGUGGGAGCAUGGCCGCCAGGACGGUACAUGCAACAGGGAUGGAAACUAUGAUGGGAUCUGCGAUCUCUAA
Ramularia collo-cygni is the source of this 192-nucleotide messenger RNA. RefSeq lists its product as uncharacterized. NCBI's taxonomy places the organism in Eukaryota, Fungi, Ascomycota, Dothideomycetes, Mycosphaerellales, Mycosphaerellaceae. Bases 1 to 192 code for a protein of 63 amino acids. The transcript has 2 exons. The record is from RefSeq and is a predicted model, not a curated record.